AGUUUCGUACCUUAGUCAGCCGUCCCUGUUGUUUAUAGAGCUUUGUAUUUAAUAUUACUAUUUAUUAGAGCCUUCCAAGUUUUGCCAUUUUCACCUCAGCACAUACAGAGGAGAAGAAGAAGAAGAAGAAGAAGAAGAAGUAGUGAGGGAGAUGGAGAGCGGCGCCGUUUUGGCAGGGCUUCAACCAAAUUACCUUCUCUGCCCCUCCCGUCAUUCCUUUGUUCUUCUACCUCCCUUCUUCUCCACCAAAACCAAUUUCUCUGCUCUUUCGCUUAAGUUGCAGAACCAAACGCUGAGUUCUCUUGCUUCUACUCGUCAACCGCUGUCUUAUUCUAUUCGCCGCCAUGCCACAUUAUCCGAUACAUACAGCAUUCAAACAGAUGAAUUAGCGGAUAUAGACUGGGACAACCUUGGAUUUGGAUUUCAACCUACGGAUUACAUGUAUAUCAUGAAAUGUACUAAAGGUGGAAAUUUUUCAAAUGGUGAAUUACAGAGAUUUGGCAAAAUUGAAUUGAGUCCCUCUGCUGGAAUUUUAAACUACGGGCAGGGUCUAUUUGAAGGUCUGAAAGCCUACAGGAAGGAAGAUGGUAAUAUACUGUUGUUUCGUCCUGAGGAAAAUGCAUUACGGAUGAGGUUGGGUGCAGAACGCAUGUGCAUGCCAUCACCAACUGUUGAACAAUUUGUAGAAGCUGUAAAGGCUACUGUCUUAGCAAACAAACGUUGGGUGCCUCCUUUUGGUAAAGGUUCCUUGUAUAUCAGGCCAUUGUUAAUGGGAAGUGGAGCAGUUCUUGGUCUGGCACCUGCUCCUGAGUACACAUUUCUGAUUUAUGUUUCGCCUGUUGGAAACUAUUUUAAGGAAGGUUUAGCACCAAUAAAUCUAAUUGUUGAGCAUGAAUUGCAUCGUGCAACUCCUGGUGGUACUGGAGGUGUAAAGACUAUCGGAAAUUAUGCUGCAGUUUUAAAGGCACAAUCUGCUGCAAAAGCACUAGGCUAUUCAGAUGUUCUGUACCUUGAUUGUGUACACAAAAAAUAUCUGGAGGAGGUUUCAUCUUGUAACAUUUUUGUUGUGAAGGAUAACAUUAUCUCUACUCCUGCAAUAAAAGGGACAAUAUUACCUGGUAUUACUCGGAAGAGUAUCAUUGAUGUUGCUCGUAGUCAAGGAUUCCAGGUUGAGGAGCGCCAGGUGACUGUGGAUGAACUACUUGAAGCAGAUGAAGUUUUUUGUACAGGGACAGCCGUGGUUUUAUCACCUGUUGGCAGCAUUACUUAUCGUGGUAAAAGGGUGUCCUAUGGAAAUGAUGGUAUUGGCGUUGUUUCUCAACAGCUAUAUUCUGGGCUUACCAGAUUGCAAAUGGGCAUCACAGAGGACACAAUGAAUUGGACUCUUGAACUGAGGUAGGUAUUCAGAGGAGGAAAUUCGAGUUUGUACCGUGAGAUCUAUCCAUCCUCCCACUGCUACGAAUUUAUUUAGUUUGGUUUCAGAGAUUUGUAGAUAAUUCUUAAACAUGUAUUUCAUAUUUGACGUUAAAAAUGUUGAGUGUGCUGUUAAGUUAUUGCAACACAAUGGUCUAAAAAAUAUUGCACCGGUCACUGCCUAUGGAUAAUUGGUUGACAAUCUAAAUGGUUGACAGGAUCUGUUAAUGUAACACUAUCCUUUAGGCCA
Molecule: messenger RNA, 1663 nt
Organism: Ziziphus jujuba (common jujube)
Lineage: Eukaryota; Viridiplantae; Streptophyta; Magnoliopsida; Rosales; Rhamnaceae
Product: branched-chain amino acid aminotransferase 2, chloroplastic-like
Exons: 10
Coding region: 152-1399 (415 amino acids)
Biological process (GO): branched-chain amino acid metabolic process
Cellular component (GO): chloroplast
Molecular function (GO): branched-chain-amino-acid:2-oxoglutarate transaminase activity
Source: RefSeq, a predicted model, not a curated record